AUGGGCUCCCAGCGCAUGCCGCUUAGCCGUCCUGCCCAUUCUCCAUUCCCUUUCAGGGCGGUGUCCACCGGACUGGGCAAGGUGCGCAGCGGUGUCGGCAUGGAUGCCAUGGAAAUGCUCAGCGCUCGACCUGGUCGUGCUGGGCCCCACGCGUUUCACCUGAGACAAGGGCCGUUGCCUGCAGUCUGCACUCUGCAGACGCCGCGCGCGGUAAUGCAGGCCUGCUCGCUCGGUGUGAGGGCGAAUUUUGACUGUUGA
Colletotrichum costaricense is the source of this 258-nucleotide messenger RNA. RefSeq lists its product as uncharacterized. The transcript has a single exon. The record is from RefSeq and is a predicted model, not a curated record. The coding region runs from base 1 to 258 and encodes 85 amino acids. Lineage: Eukaryota; Fungi; Ascomycota; Sordariomycetes; Glomerellales; Glomerellaceae.